This is a messenger RNA of Branchiostoma floridae (Florida lancelet), 1440 nucleotides long. Its product is annotated as potassium voltage-gated channel protein Shal-like. Gene Ontology annotation, cellular component: voltage-gated potassium channel complex; membrane. The transcript has a single exon. NCBI's taxonomy places the organism in Eukaryota, Metazoa, Chordata, Leptocardii, Amphioxiformes, Branchiostomatidae. The coding region runs from base 1 to 1440 and encodes 479 amino acids. Gene Ontology annotation, biological process: protein homooligomerization; potassium ion transmembrane transport. The record is from RefSeq and is a predicted model, not a curated record. Gene Ontology annotation, molecular function: A-type (transient outward) potassium channel activity; protein binding.
AUGGCUGAUGCUCUUGCCUCUCCUAGACCCAUCUCGCUAACACGAGAAAACAACCCUCGUCGUGCCUUCCUUCUCGCCAAGCUGAGCUCCAAGCCCAGUCCUGACGAACAGGAACAGAAAAGUCCCAGCUUGAGCGCUUUCCUUCGGAAAUUCAGCAAGUUUGGCCCGGACCUAGGGGAGAAGACCCAGCCCAGUCCUCAGCGGAGCAUCGCUCCCCCACCGAGGAUAAAACCCAGGUUACUUGGAGAUGUCCGACUUGUCUUUAAUGUGAGCGGUCGCCGCUUCGAGACAUGGAAGAGCACGCUGGACAAAUUACCGGACACUUUUCUGGGAAGCACGGAGAAAGAAGCUUACUUCGACGAUGACACCAAGGAAUACCACUUUAACAGGGACCCUGAGAUUUUCAGGUAUAUUUUGAAUUAUUACCGGACUGGUCAGCUACACUACCCUAAGUGCGAGUGCAUAGAUGCAUACGACGCGGAACUGAAUUUCUUCGGUCUUUCUGAAUUUUCCAUCAGUGAAUGCUGCUACGAAGACUACAGUGAGCACAAGAAGCAAAGACAUGAACAGUUACAGGAGCUUCUGUUGCCCGUACUUAACGUGCCCACUAAAGCCACAACCUUGCGGCAGAAGAUGUGGAGCAUUCUAGACGGUUCGAACGAGUCGGGCCACCCCUUGGCCCCCCUGUGUUACUAUACCACAGGAUUCUUUAUAGCAGUGUCAGUUCUGGCCAACAUAGCAGAAACGAUUCAAUGUGGGGCCCUGCCUGGGACCACAAAGAUCCUCCAUUGUGCAGAUAGGUACCCGAAGGUUUUCUUUACCAUCGACACAGUGUGCGUGGUGAUGUUUACAGUGGAGUACGUGACGAGACUAUACUCGACUCCAGACAGGGUCCGAUUCGUCAGGAGUCCGAUGGGACUGGUAGACUUGGUGGCAAUCUUACCCUACUACAUCGGGUUGUUUUUAAUGUCUUCCAAAACGGAGCACGGUGGCUUUGACUCGCUCUUUGUCACACUAAGAAUCUUACGCGUUUUUCGGGUCUUCAAAAUAAGCAGACCGUCACAGGGACUACGGAUUUUGGCUCAGACUAUAAAAAGUUGCGUAGACGAGCUAGGGUUUCUCCUCUUGUCCUUCAUGCUCGCCGUGGUUAUGUUCUCGACAUUCAUGUUCUAUGCGGAGAAACUCAUGAAAGCACCUGUGACAGACUUCAAAAGCAUCCCCGAAGGAUUCUGGUUCAUUUUAGUUACCAUGACUACGCUAGGAUAUGGAGACAUGCUACCGGUCACGUGGCUAGGAAAAGUUAUGGCGGGAAUUUGUUCUCUCAGCGGAGUGAUUUUGAUCACCCUACCUGUGACAGUAAUAGUGUCAAACUUCAAUCGUUUGUACUGCCAAAAUAACCCGGAUAUAGCCAAGUCUCCCGAGGCCACCCUGCUGGGAUGA